This is a messenger RNA of Cutaneotrichosporon oleaginosum, 1675 nucleotides long. RefSeq lists its product as uncharacterized. The record is from RefSeq and is a predicted model, not a curated record. Lineage: Eukaryota; Fungi; Basidiomycota; Tremellomycetes; Trichosporonales; Trichosporonaceae.
AUGCGUUCAAGCGUGGCGCGCGUGGCGCGGUCGCGAUCGCGCCGGGCGACGCGCGCCUCGAGCUGCAAGCGAUGCUGCGCGACGUGCUUGUGCAAAGCAAGUCGGCGGCGGCGGCGGCGUCAGCCGCCAAGGCAGAGGCGGAGGCAGCGAAGACGCAAGCGCAAGCGCUCGCCCCGGACAUUGUCUCCCUCACGCCGCUCGCGACACAUCUCGCCGAGCUCGACUACAAAGUCGCGGCGGGCGCAGCGGGCCAGCGCAAGAUCCUGGCUGGGAUCGAUGCGCUGCGCGAGACGCAGCGCGCCGAGCUGCUUACGCUGCAAGGGGAGGUGCGGGACCAGCUUGUAGAGACCGCGAAGAUGGUGGGCGCGGGGCACGAGCAGAUGCGCCAGCGCCAAGAGGCGGCCGCCGCGGUGAGCGAGGGCGUAGCAAAUAACGUCAAGCGUGUGCUUGAGAUGUUGGAGAGGGCCGAGAAGCGAGAGGCCGCUGCGGCGGCGGCGAAGGAGGAUGCCGCCAACGCCGAGGCCAAGCCCGCGCCGGAACCCGAGCCCGAGCCCGACGCCACCGUCAUGGACGUGAACGUCGACGACUCGGUCGCGCAGAUAGCGGCCACGCCGCCCGAUGUGCACGCCGACACACGUGCGGCGAUCGACGAGAUGAUCGCAGAAGUCAAAGCGGCGGAGCCGCAGCUCGCCGAGCGCCUCGGCGCCGCCUCCGCCGAGUGGAUGAUGGUCCAGGCCGUCAAGGCUGCCGAGCCGUACCUCUCCGACGGAGCCGGCAGUGCGGCCGCCAAGCUCCUGCGCGCCGUGAAGGCCGCGGAGCCGUUCGCGUCGCGGCGCAUCGCCGCCGCUAACGCCAUGUGGAACAUUGUGCUUACUGUCAAAGAGGCGGAGCCGCGCGUUGAGCGCAAGGCGAUCCAUCCCGCCGAGUACGAGAUUCUGCGCGCCGUCAAGGCCGCCGAGCCGUAUCUCGUGCAGGACCUCGAUAUGGGCGGGACCGCGAGCAAGCUCUUGCGCGCCGUCAAGGGCGCCGAGCCACGCCGGCCGCGCUUCGGCGCCGAGCGCGCCGCCGCCCAGAUGCUCAAGACGGCCAAGUGGUCUGAACCCGUGCUGCGGCGGCCCCCGGGCGAGGCGAGCGCGGGCGCGGGCGCAAGUCCGGCUCAGACUAAAGACGCGCACGCGUCGACGUCAAGCCUUGCGCCCUCCGAGGCCACGCCCAACGCGCCCAACGCGCGGGCGCGCCGCCCCUCCACCCAGCCCGUGCGCAACCUCGGCGUGACCGACUCCGGCGAGUGGCACUUCACGCUGCUCGCGCCGCUGGAGCGGACGGACGCGAGGGACGGGCUGCAGAUCCAGUCGUGCGAGAUCAUGCUCUCGCGCGAGGCGCACCGCUCGUGGGCCGGCGACCUCUUUUCCCUCUGGCAUGCAUCGCACGAGACGUGCUGGACCGUCGGGCCGUUCACAACCGCGCUGCUGCUCAACCCCGACGUGGACAUGGUCGUGCUCGACGGCGGGUGGUGGCGCGUCUCGCGCGACGGCGACGUGUACACUGUGCGCGAGAGGGUGGCGGAGGAUGCGUGACAAAGUGGCAGGGCGGGAGUGGGCGUGAGUGGGCGUGAGUGGGGACGGAGAAGAAGAAGAUAAAUACAUGUUGCCACUCUAUGAAUGCUUGUCGAGUC